AUGCUCUCCUUCUUACUGCUAUUCAUCGCUGGCUUAGUUACAGCAGUUAUCAAGGUAAAUACGACCACAAAAAUGUUUCAAGAUGACUAUGGAAGAUCAGUAAUAUUCCAUGGAGUCAAUGUUGUAGUAAAAUCAGCUCCAUAUAUCCCGAUAACCACCAGCUUCGACCCACAAAUGUCUUUAUGUCCUCAAGAUAUCCAAAACUUAGCUAACUGGGGCUUUAAUUUUGUUAGGCUUGGUGUCAUGUGGCAAGCUGUUGAAACAAGCCCAGGAGUUUACAAUACAACUUAUUUGCAACUAGUCAAUAAUUUGGUAAAUCAAUUAGGAGCUGCAGGGUUAUAUACGCUUGUUGACGCCCAUCAAGAUGUUUUUGCAAGGAGAAUCUGUGGGGAAGGAGUUCCAGAUUUUUAUGCUCAAAAUUUAAGUGAUACAUGUGGUGAACUUUCUCCUGUACUAGAAGGAUUUGGGGCAUGCACUCCUAUGUCUAAGUUCAAUUUUACUUAUGAUUCUAAUGGGGAUCCUUUAAUUUCAGACUGCCUUACUCAUCUGUUUGCAGAAUACUAUGCAACCCCUCAAGCAAUGGAUGCUUUCAAUAGACUUUAUAAAAAUAUCAAUGGGCUACAAGACAAAUUCCUUGCUUAUUGGGGCGUUGUUUCCCAAUAUUUCGUUAAUAAUAACUAUGUAGUCGGCUAUGAUCCAAUAAACGAGCCUUUAGCAGCAGACAUGUACACCGAGCCAACUUAUGCAGUUCCAGGAGUUUUUGAUAAAGAAGGCCUUCAGCCACUCUAUCAAAAAGUGAAUAACGUCGUCAGAAAAUAUGACUCAAACAAGAUCCUCUUUUUUGAGCCUGUUCAAUCAGAUUUAUUACCUAUCUUAGGUGGAAUAGUUUUUAAUGCAGGAUUUAACGAAACCCCUGGCGGUCCAAGUCUCAAUUAUGCCCAAGUUUUAAAUGACCAUUUAUAUUGCUGUGACAUGGAAAAUGAAAAAUGUACCGCAAAUGGUGGAGACCCUCCAGCAUCAACUAAAUUGUUAUGUGAAAGAUAUAAUUAAAAUAUGGCGUCUUCGUCUGGGUAUGGCCUCCCAGCCAUACAUACUCGACUCAUAUUUUAAUUAUAUACGGCAAGGUUUUGCCAUUCAGGAAAUGAGCAGCAAUGCCAAGGUAAGCAAUUCUGCAGAGCAGAGUCUGGCCCAUGCUCAACGACCAGAAUGGAUUUUCUCCUCGAGAGGAAAGGGAGUCCAGGCUUGGAAAGGGUAAGCCCAGCAGAGUCUACAGGCAACGCCUAGACCAUUCGGGCAAGUACCUAGCGUGAAACUGGGCGUUACGUCCCAGGACUUGGAAUUUCCCUUUUUGCUGAAAGGUGACCAGAAAUUCUAUUUUUUGGAAUUUCGGAAAGCCAACUCUCGUCAACUCAAGCAUCAGCCGCAGAAAUCUAUAGCCCGCCCACUCAGCACUUAAGCUGCGGGAUUCCGAGGGAAGGAGGAGGUAUAUAUCUCCUUGCUGGUCUCUAUGGCCAGUUGAGACUAUACCGCAAAGCAGGUGAACCCUAAUAUUGGGUCCUUGGUGACUGCGUUAACAAUACGGCAGACGCCUAUUAAUGUAUAAGUAAGUAAGUUAUGUGAAAGAUUCCAUGACCAAAAAGUAAAAUUAAGAAGAGAAGAUGCUAACAACCUAGGAAUAGGGCUGAUGAUAACAGAAUUUGGGGCUUGCUCAAAUAGGACUGAUUGUCCUAUUGAAAUAAAUUCAGUGACCAAUGCUUGUGAUAAGUAUUUAACUGGAUGGUCUUAUUGGAUGUUUAAAGGAUUUGGAGAUUACACGACAAGUGGAAAUUUGGAAGAAGGGCUUUAUGAUGGGGAUGGAAACUUGCAAACUAUGAAAUUGAAAGCGCUGGAAAGAACUUAUGUGCCUUAUUAUCAGGGUGUUCCAACAAAAAUAUAUUUCAUUGAUACUACAGGGUAUUUCUCAACCACAUUUGAGUUAUCACCUAAUGUGAGUGCUCCAACAGUGCUUUUCUUGAAUGCAGCACUUGUUUAUCCUAAUGGAUACACUCUUACAGUUUCUAAUACACUGGAUUUGAAGCCUCAAAUCACGAGCAAAGGAAACUUCAUUAACAUUUUGUUCCCGAAUCCAGUAGCCUCCACAACAACUAUUAUCAUAACUCCAAAAGCAAAAUAA
This is a messenger RNA of Blepharisma stoltei, 2173 nucleotides long. The record is from the annotation of a GenBank genome assembly. Lineage: Eukaryota; Ciliophora; Heterotrichea; Heterotrichida; Blepharismidae.